GUCGCGAAAUGGAUCAAGGCUCCAUUGUUCGGUAGAAGUGACAGUUAAAACCGUCCUAGUUUGGGCUGUAUUUGCUUUGUCAGGAAGUACAUAUUUAUAUAUUGUCUUUAGACAUGAGAGAACUUCGUUUUUUUUUUCUUUUGCUUUCAACUUACUCGAUUGUAAAUGCAGGUUCAGGAUCCCAUUCUCUAUGGGCAUUUGCAACAUGUAUCUCAGGAGAGACGCCGUUUGCUGAGUGUAGUGUUGUGCUGAUGAUGGACGACAUUCAAGUUGGCUACUUUGACUCCAACACAGAGCGAUUUGUCCACAAGGGACAUAACACCCAAAAUGCAACAGAUGUCGACAUGGCUAAAGAUGCAACUUACGUGUUUGGACACAUGUUUCUCAGCUUGAAAAGGAGACUGUCAGCCCUAAAGUAUCGCUACAAUUCCACAGGUGAUAUAGUUGUUAACCAGCGAAUGACUGGCUGUGAAAUGCUGGAUAAUGGUGAACCCGCCCUUUUUCUGUCCACAGAUGCUUUCAAUGGAAUUUAUGCAGAUUUGAUACAUUACAACAUCACACACUACUCAUACAAUUCGGGAAACCUACUGUCGCCUUGGAGUCAAGUGCACCAAACAAAUGCAAAAUGGCGUUAUCAGACCAUUUACCUACCGAUUUGCAUAAAAACCUUGAAGAAGUUUCUGGAGAAAGAAAAGAACUUUGUGAUGCGCAAAGUGCGUCCCAGAGUGAGGCUUAUUCAGAAGGCCGUGUCUGGAGGGACCCGGGUGAGCUGUCUGGCAUUCGGUUUCUACCCACGCCACAUCAACCUGACCCUGCAGAGGGACGGCCAGACUAUACCCGACCAGGAGCUGUCUGCCGGGUUGGUGUUACCCAGCGCGGAUGGGACUUACCAGCUGAGGAAGAGUCUGACGGUCAGUGCCGAGGAACUGAGCGAGAAACACAGCUACACCUGCAGCACCUUUCACCUCAGCUUGGACAACAAGCUGGACGUCAGCUGGGUACCCAGGGAUGGGACAGACCCUGUGCUGGUGUCUAUCCCCUCAGCUGCGCUGCUCAUCGCUUGUCUCGCAAUUUUACUAGCCUGCGUCUGGAGGAGGAGAAACGCAGCUGGCACACAUGUGCCACACCCGUCCAACGCUGACGAAGCCCAAGCUGUUGAGCAAAUUAGCCUGUCUUCACAUGACUCCUGAUAUUUUCACCAAUGCCAUUCAACUGUUCAUCUUCUCAGUCCAGCUCAGGUUAAAGUGGAAGGCCAAAACAGGCAAAUCCACGAUAUGUAGCCACAUAAGUAUUUGUGAUGCAGUAGUGCGUUAACAUUAGAAAAAUGCUGUCUGCUACUGACGCCGGCUAUGUAUAAGAAAAUACAUCACGAAAAAAGUUUUGUUAUUUAACAAUGAGCAAAA
Molecule: messenger RNA, 1403 nt
Organism: Esox lucius (northern pike)
Lineage: Eukaryota; Metazoa; Chordata; Actinopteri; Esociformes; Esocidae
Product: major histocompatibility complex class I-related gene protein
Exons: 2
Coding region: 114-1190 (358 amino acids)
Biological process (GO): immune response
Cellular component (GO): external side of plasma membrane
Source: RefSeq, a predicted model, not a curated record